Molecule: messenger RNA, 3612 nt
Organism: Eruca vesicaria subsp. sativa (arugula)
Lineage: Eukaryota; Viridiplantae; Streptophyta; Magnoliopsida; Brassicales; Brassicaceae
Source: the annotation of a GenBank genome assembly
AUGGAUAUCGUCGGGAUAAGCGAAAAGGAACAGGAAGCAAUUUUCAGAGUGGUUGCUGCGAUUCUUCACAUCGGUAACAUCGAAUUUUCCAAGGGAAAGGAAGUGGAUUCAUCGGUUCCUAAGGAUGAUAAGGCCAAAUUUCAUCUUAACACAGUUGCAGAACUUCUCAUGUGUGAUGUAAAGGAUCUUGAAGAUGCACUGUGUAAACGUGUUAUGGUCACACCUGAGGAAGUUAUCAAGAGAAGUUUAGAUCCACAGAGUGCUGCAAUCAGCAGAGAUGGUCUAGCUAAGACCAUUUAUUCACGGUUGUUUGAUUGGUUGGUACAAAAGAUCAACGUCUCAAUUGGACAAGAUGCAAAUUCUAGAUCACUCAUUGGAGUCCUUGAUAUUUACGGAUUCGAAAGCUUUAAAACAAAUAGUUUUGAACAGUUUUGUAUUAAUUUCACGAAUGAGAAGUUGCAACAACAUUUCAAUCAGCACGUUUUCAAGAUGGAACAGGAGGAAUACACAAAAGAAGCAAUAGAUUGGAGCUACAUUGAAUUUGUGGACAAUCAAGAUGUUCUUGAUCUAAUUGAAAAGAAACCUGGUGGAAUUGUGGCACUCCUUGAUGAAGCUUGUAUGUUUCCGAAGUCAACCCAUGAAACAUUUGCGAACAAGCUUUAUCAGACUUUUAAGACCAACAAGAGGUUCAUCAAGCCAAAACUAUCUCGAACAGAUUUCACCGUUUCCCAUUAUGCUGGAGAAGUCCAGUAUCAGUCUGAUCUAUUUCUGGACAAAAACAAAGAUUAUGUGAUCGCUGAACAUCAAGAUUUGUUGGGUGCUUCCAAGUGUCCUUUCGUUGUUGGACUCUUUCCUAAGCUCGAAGAAACUUCUAAAUCUUCAAAGUUUUCAUCCAUUGGCUCUCGCGUUAAGCUGCAACUCCAGCAACUGAUGGAAACAUUAAACUCUACUGAGCCUCACUACAUCAGAUGUGUGAAGCCUAAUAACCUUCUCAAGCCUGCUAUAUUUGAGAAUAUCAACAUUAUGCAGCAACUUCGUUGUGGUGGUGUUUUGGAAGCGAUCAGAAUCAGUUGUGCAGGGUUUCCAACUCGUAAACCUUUCUUUGAGUUCAUUAACCGUUUUGGACUUCUAUCUCCUGAAGCUCUAGAAGGGAACUAUGAAGAGAAGGCUGCAUCGAAAAAGAUUUUGGACAAUAUUGGACUCAAAGGAUACCAGAUUGGUAAAACAAAGAUAUUUUUAAGGGCGGGACAGAUGGCUGAACUUGACGCAAGAAGAGCUUUGGUUCUUAGUGGUGCUGCGAAAAAGAUUCAGAGACGAGUAAGGACUCAUCAAGCCCGAAGACGGUUCUUUUUACUAAGAGAAGCCACCAUAUCUCUCCAAGCUUUAUGCAGAGGAAGACUUUCUUCGAAACUUUACGACAACUUGAGAAGAAAAGCUGCUGCUGUGAAGAUUCAGAAGAAUGCUCGGAGAUAUCAUUCUAGAAAAUCAUAUAAAAAUGUGCAUGUAGCGGCACUUGCUGUACAAACAGGUUUAAGAGCAAUGGCUGCUCAUAAAGAAUUCAGAUUCAAGAAGCAAACAAAGGCUGCUACAACUAUUCAGGCUCAGUGGCGUUGUCAUAGGGCAACAUCUUACUACAAGAAGCUUAAGAAAGGAGUGAUCCUUUCGCAGUCACGAUGGAGAGGAAGGCUUGCAAAGAAAGAACUUCGGAAACUCAAAAUGGCUUCAAGGGAAACAGGUGCAUUGAAAGAGGCAAAGGAUAUACUUGAAAAGAAAGUGGAAGAACUCACAUACCGUGUGCAGUUGGAGAAACGUUUAAGGACCGACCUGGAAGAAGAAAAGAGUCAAGAGAUAACGAAACUACAGAGUUCAAUGGAGGAAAUGAAGAAGAAAGUUGAGGAAACAAAUGUGUUGCUUGUUAAAGAACGUGAAGCUGCAAAGAAAGCCAUCGAAGAAGCGCCUCCUGUUGUAACAGAAACUCAAGUAGUUGUUGAAGAUACACAAAAGAUUGAGUCAUUAACAGAACAAGUGGAAGGUCUAAAGACUGAUCUUGAACAAGAGAAACAAAGGGCUGAUGAUGCAGCAAGGAAGUUUGAUGAAGCUCAAGAGUCUAGUGAAGAGAGGAAGACUAAGUUGGAAGAAACAGAGAAAAAAGUUCAGCUUCUACAAGAAAACGUCACAAGGCUGGAGGAAAAAUGCAACAAUUUGGAAUCAGAGAAUAAAGUGUUGAGACAACAAGCCGUGUCCAUUGCACCUAAUAAGCUUCUCUCUGGCCGGUCUAGGUCUAUUUUACAGGAUCUUAGCCAUUCAAUAAACCAUAGAGAUAUAGCUGAAGUGGAGGAUAAGCCACAGAAGUCAUUAAACGAGAAGCAACAAGAAAACCAAGAACUGCUUAUCCGCUGCAUCGUUCAACACUUGGGUUUCCAAGGGAACCGACCCAUCACAGCAUGUAUCAUUUACAAAUGCUUAUUGCAAUGGCGAUCAUUUGAAGUUGAAAGAACCAGUGUCUUUGAUCGUAUUAUUCAGACCAUAGGACAUGCUAUUGAGACGCAAGAUAACAAUGAUAUAUUAGCAUAUUGGUUGUCCAAUGCCUCAACGUUGCUAUUACUCCUCCAACGCACGCUUAAAGCUAGCGGUGCAGCAGGGAUGGCUCCACAACGUCGUCGCUCAUCUUCUGCCACUCUCUUUGGGAGGAUGACUCAGAGCUUCCGUGGCGCACCCCAAGGUGUGAAUCUUAGCUUGAUAAACGGUGGAGCUGAUACAUUAAGGCAAGUGGAGGCUAAAUACCCGGCUCUACUCUUCAAGCAGCAGCUAACAGCUUAUGUUGAAAAGAUAUAUGGAAUGAUUCGUGAUAACUUGAAGAAAGAGAUUUCUCCUCUCCUUGGAUUGUGCAUUCAGGCACCAAGAACAUCAAGAGCGAGUUUAGUGAAAGGAGCCUCUCGUUCUGUUGGCAAUUCUGAAGCUCAACAAGCAUUGAUCGCUCAUUGGCAAGGAAUAGUAAAGAGCCUUACUAACUUCCUCAAUACUCUGAAAUCAAACCAUGUUCCUCCGUUUUUGGUCCGGAAGGUGUUCACGCAGAUAUUCUCAUUCAUUAAUGUUCAACUGUUCAACAGCCUUUUGUUAAGACGGGAAUGUUGCUCAUUUAGUAAUGGGGAGUACGUAAAAGCAGGUUUGGCUGAAUUAGAGCACUGGUGUUACAAAGCAACUGAUGAGUACGCAGGUUCUUCUUGGGAUGAGCUUAAGCAUAUCAGACAGGCCAUUGGGUUUCUGGUGAUACACCAAAAACCUCAAAAAACAUUGGAUGAGAUAAGUCAUGAUCUGUGCCCGGUACUCAGUAUACAGCAGCUAUACCGAAUAAGUACCAUGUACUGGGACGAUAAGUACGGGACUCAUAGCGUAUCGCCAGACGUGAUAGCAAAUAUGAGGGUGCUGAUGACAGAAGAUUCAAACAAUGCUGUUAGCAACUCUUUUUUAUUAGAUGAUGAUUCCAGCAUUCCGUUCUCGGUUGAUGAUUUGUCAAAAUCAAUGGAGAGGAUUGAGAUUGGAGAUGUAGAACCACCACCUCUCAUCCGAGAGAAUUCUGGGUUUAGCUUUCUCUUGCCAGUUUCUAGCUAA